Molecule: messenger RNA, 1453 nt
Organism: Hippocampus zosterae (dwarf seahorse)
Lineage: Eukaryota; Metazoa; Chordata; Actinopteri; Syngnathiformes; Syngnathidae
Gene: ldb2a
Product: LIM domain binding 2a
Exons: 9
Coding region: 211-1386 (391 amino acids)
Biological process (GO): negative regulation of transcription by RNA polymerase II; positive regulation of transcription by RNA polymerase II; nervous system development
Cellular component (GO): transcription regulator complex; nucleus
Molecular function (GO): LIM domain binding
Source: RefSeq, a predicted model, not a curated record
CUUCCUCGCGCGAACAGCCCGGCCAAGUUGCAGAGUGCCGCUCAGCCUCGACCGCGCGGCUGCCGCUUGACGCUGGGGGUCCCUGCAGAGGAGCGCCCGCCCGCCCGCCAGCCUCCAUGUGCUUGUCCGCUGCGUGCUGAGAUCGCGCCAGUUCCCCCCCUCCCCUUACCCCGUAACUCCAUUCCACCAAACCGAAGCACCGAACCGACCAUGUCCAACCCCAACCACGACCCCUUCUACUCGUCCCCCUUCGGACCCUUCUACCGGAGACACUCGCCCUACAUGGUGCAGCCCGAGUACCGGAUCUAUGAGAUGAACAAGCGGCUCCAGACGCGCACCGAGGAAAGCGACAGUUUGUGGUGGGACGCCUUCGCCACAGAGUUCUUUGAGGAGGACGCCACGCUCACGCUGUCCUUCUGCCUGGAGGACGGACCAAAGAGAUACACGAUUGGCCGGACGCUGAUCCCCCGUUACUUCAGCACGGUGUUUGAGGGCGGCGUCAGUGAGCUGCACUAUAUCCUCAAGCACUCCAAGGAGUCCUUCCACAACUCGUGCAUCACGUUGGACUGCGACCAGUGCACCAUGGUCACUCAGCAUGGCAAGCCCAUGUUCACUAAGGUUUGCACGGAAGGUCGCCUGAUCGUGGAGUUCGCCUUCGACGACCUGAUGAGGAUCAAGACGUGGCACUUUACCAUUCGGCAGUACCGAGAGCUCAUCCCUCGCAGCAUACUGGCCAUGCAUGCACAAGACCCUCAGGUGCUGGAGCAACUGUCCAAAAACAUCACGCGCAUGGGUUUGACCAAUUUCACCCUCAACUACCUCAGGUUGUGCGUCAUCCUGGAGCCCAUGCAAGAGCUCAUGUCCCGACACAAGACGUACAACCUCAGCCCACGCGACUGUCUCAAGACAUGCCUGUUCCAAAAGUGGCAGAGAAUGGUGGCGCCACCAGCUGGACACCCGCAGAACUUCAAGACGGAAAUAUUCCCCACCAAUCACAAAAAAGGUCGCGCCAAAGCUGAGCCCGCCCGACAGACCACCACCAAGCGGAGGAAACGGAAGAACUCAGCCAGCAGCGCCAGCAGCAGCGUGGGCACCGCCGCCGGCAAGAAGCGCAGCCCCGCCACCAACUUCAGCCUCUCCAGUCAGGUACCUGACGUGAUGGUGGUGGGCGAGCCCACGCUGAUGGGUGGCGAGUUUGGCGACGAAGAUGAGCGUCUGAUCACGCGCCUUGAGAACACGCAGUACGACGCCACCAACGGCCUGGACGAUGACGACGACUUCACCAGCUCGCCGGCGAUGACCAACAACGGGCCGUGGAGCAGCAAGGCACCCAAUGGUGGACCUGACGGCAAAGCGGAGAACACGGCACCGCAGGCCUCGCAGUAGGAGCAGCACUUGCGGAAAAAUGACAGCAGUAAUAGCCACCGCGACUGGAUUAAAAAAAAAACAAAAA